AUGGAAGAUGCAGCGAGGAGAGAGAAGGAAGAGAAGGAGGAGAGACAGAGGCAGAGAGAGGAGAGAAGGAUACAGCGACAGAAAGAGGAGGAGGAGAGGCUUGUGAAAAGACAGAAGCGAGAGAUGGAGAGGAGAUCGAAGGCAUUAAGCAAGGAAAUGGUCAGGAUGAAGAGAGCAGUAGGCGGGAGACUGGCGGCAAAGAAAUUUACAUGUGGUGUGUGUGGGGGAAGAGGAAGGAUGAACGAUGAAAUUAAUGGUGUCAUGUGGUAUGAUUGUGAUGAGAGUUUGUGUGAAAGGUGGUACCAUGAGGACUGUUUGAGUGUGCGGGAGCGAGAGUAUUUGUUGGAAAGCGUGAGUGAGAGGUGUGACUGGUUUUGUAGAAAAUGUAAACCAUGGUUGUAUGUUGAAGAAUAA
This is a messenger RNA of Mercenaria mercenaria, 414 nucleotides long. RefSeq names its product mitogen-activated protein kinase 7-like. The record is from RefSeq and is a predicted model, not a curated record. The transcript has a single exon. The coding region runs from base 1 to 414 and encodes 137 amino acids. Lineage: Eukaryota; Metazoa; Mollusca; Bivalvia; Venerida; Veneridae.